AUGCAGGACUCAGUGGAGGCCGUGCCAGCGUCCUGCCAGCUCAUCAGGGAGAAUGUGGACAAAUGUCACAGAGACUUGAAGCCGGAGAACUUGCUCUUAGAUGAGAAAAACAACAUCCGGAUUGCAGACUUUGGUAUGGCCUCGCUACAAGUGGGUGACAGUCUCCUCGAAACCAGUUGUGGACUGGCAAAGAAGUCCUGGUUUGGGAAUUUCAUAGGUUUGGAAAAAGAGGAACAGAUCUUCGUGGUGAUCCGAGAUAAGCCCUUGAGCUCGGUCAAAGCCGACAUCGUCCACGCCUUUCUGUCUGGAGCAGGCAGAAUGGCAGAGGCGCACCAGGCCGUGGCGUUCCAGUUCACCGUCACUCCUGAGGGCAUCGACCUGCAGCUGUCCCACCAGGCGCUCUCUGAGAUCUACCGGUCCGGCCUCCGCUCGUGGAAGAAACGCAUCGUUAGACUCAAGAGUCGUAUCCCCGGCACUGUCAUUCCCCUGUGUGCCGCUCAGUGUGAGAGGAUAUUCAACACCACACGUACUCCAGGAGAAGAGACUGAUGUGCUGCAGCACUUGCAAGACAGUGACUACGUGGUGGUUUACCACAGGGGGCGCUACUUCCGGCUCAGGGUGUACCAGGCGGGCCGCCUUCUGUCACCCAGAGAGAUUGAGUUUCAGAUCCAGAGGAUCCUGGACGAUCCCACUCCUCCUUCUAAAGGAGAAGCUCACCUCGGCGCUCUGACGGCAGGAGACAGGUGGUUUGAUAAGUCGUUCUCUGUGGUUUACUAUAAAAAUGGAAAAUGUGGCAUAAAUGCAGAACAUUCUUGGGCAGAUGCACCUGUUCUGGCUCAUUUAUGGGAGGACGCCCAUAAAUAUGGCCAUCAGAUUAAAAAGGCACUGCAUGAUAUUCUCAACCUGCUCAGCGGUGCCCAAUCAGAGCCCAAGAGACCAGAAGCCAGACGACCAGAAGUCAAGAAAGACCAGUAA
Knipowitschia caucasica is the source of this 975-nucleotide messenger RNA. The record is from the annotation of a GenBank genome assembly. NCBI's taxonomy places the organism in Eukaryota, Metazoa, Chordata, Actinopteri, Gobiiformes, Gobiidae.